Drosophila teissieri is the source of this 1182-nucleotide messenger RNA. RefSeq lists its product as uncharacterized. The record is from RefSeq and is a predicted model, not a curated record. The transcript has 2 exons. Lineage: Eukaryota; Metazoa; Arthropoda; Insecta; Diptera; Drosophilidae. Bases 27 to 407 code for a protein of 126 amino acids.
AUCGGAAGAGGUUUUCGAGACUUUUCAUGCGAGUGCGCGGCGAUUGUGCUGCUCAGUCCACGUCCGCCACUGCUCGCCAAAUGACGCAAAUGCCGCUCCAACUGCUGUCCCCCAAGUGCAUCCUGCUCCUGGCGCUGCUGCUCCUGCUGGACUCCAGUCGGGCCAGACCGCAGCAGUUCCUCCUCGCAGAGGAUCUGCUAACUGGAGCGGGAGCGGGUACGGAUACGGGAACUGCCACUGCAAGCGGCACCGGAUUUGGAGAUGAUCGAGUGCCCAUCAACGAUCCAUCGGAUCUGAGUGCUGGUUUGAAUUUGGCGCCCGUCGGCAGUCUGAUUGCGGCAGCAGCGAAUGCCGUGCCCCCCGCCCCCGUUCAGUUUAUUCGCACGGCCAUGAACAGCGGGCUCUGACCGCCAGGUGGCGCUAACCUGAAUUAUAAUUGUCUCUAAUUUUUAAGCGCCUUUUCGGGCACCACUUUUAAUUACUUUGUUAAGCUGCAUUUUUUGUUUUCUUUUUUUUUUUCUUUUUUUUUUAAAUGCUUUUUAUUAAGCUGAAUUGCUUUAGUUUUGUGUGUGUUUGUGUGGAGCCAAGUGCUAUAAGUGACUUUAUAUACUCGUUUAAUCUGGUUACGACUUUUGCGGAGCGAUAAAAUGUGUGCAGUUUGGUGCUCAGUUUUAAACGAUAUUGUUCUUAUCUAAAUGUGUUAUCAUGGCAAUCUCUGUCACGUUACUGCUUUUUUUAUCUAACUCGGCUGCAGCUCUUAAAUGGCAAAACCAUUCGAAGAUAGUAAAAUUGAAAUGCUAAAGAUUUUCAUAACAAUUUUAAAACUUAAUCACAUCUUGGUUUGAUUUCAGAAAUAUACAUUUUUCACACAUAAAUUAGUAUUAAUACUAUAUUAAAAUAUUUUAUAACUGUUUGCUUGUACAUAUAUUAUGAAAAAAUGCCAAUUGCAUCCAGAAUGCGAUUGCAAUCAGAAAAUAUACUACGUAAUUGGAAGAAAGUAGUGCAUAUAAGCGAUGAACUCAUUUCGAUUGCGAUUCUGGUUCUCAUCAUGAUGAUGCCGACUCACACACAGAGAAAUAUCUGUGCACUACUAACAAUUACUUAUAACGUUUAAGAAUCCACUCUUUAUAAAUUAAAAAUAAAAAAAUAUUUCCACUCGCUCAAAAGACAAACAAAGAAGCU